Molecule: messenger RNA, 2337 nt
Organism: Tachyglossus aculeatus (Australian echidna)
Lineage: Eukaryota; Metazoa; Chordata; Mammalia; Monotremata; Tachyglossidae
Gene: SUPV3L1
Product: Suv3 like RNA helicase
Exons: 15
Coding region: 204-2285 (693 amino acids)
Biological process (GO): RNA catabolic process; mitochondrial RNA 3'-end processing
Cellular component (GO): mitochondrial degradosome
Molecular function (GO): ATP binding; RNA helicase activity; hydrolase activity, acting on acid anhydrides
Source: RefSeq, a predicted model, not a curated record
GGGCGUCACGGUCGGUGUCGUCGUCGUCGUCGUCGUCGUCGCCGGGCGGCGGUUCGAAGGCCCCGGACACGUCCCUGUUCGUGCCGCUCAGCCUGAAGCCGCAGGCCCGCGGCGCCCAGGGGGAUGUCGGCGCCGAGCUCACACGGACCCUGGACAAGGGUGAAGUGUUAAAGGUCUUAAACAAGUUUUACAAAAGGAAAGAAAUGCAGAGACUGGGUGCCGAUAACGGUUUGGAUGCUCGACUCUUCUACCAGGCUUUCAUCAGCUUCAGAAAAUACAUUAUGGAAUCUGAGUCCCUGAAUGUGGAUGUCCAUAUCAUUCUGAGUGAUAUAUGCUGCGAUGCAGGUCACGUGGAUGAUCUCUUCCCCUUUUUCAUGAGGCACGCCAAGCAGAUAUUUCCCAUGUUGGACUGUAUGGACGACCUCCGCAAAAUCAGCGAUUUACGAUUGCCCCCCAACUGGUACCCGGAAGCCAGAGCUAUUCAACGGAAGAUCAUCUUUCACUCCGGUCCGACCAACAGUGGGAAAACGUACCACGCCAUCCAGAGAUACUUAACCGCGAAAUCGGGAGUGUACUGCGGUCCCUUAAAACUGCUGGCCCAUGAAAUCUUCGAGAAGAGCAAUAACGCUGGCGUUCCUUGCGAUUUAGUAACGGGGGAAGAACGCGUGGCUGUAGAUCCAGAAGGAAGGCAAGCCACCCACGUCGCUUGCACCGUGGAGAUGUGCAGUGUCACCACGCCGUACGAAGUGGCCGUGAUUGAUGAAAUCCAGAUGAUUAGAGAUCUGUCAAGAGGAUGGGCUUGGACCAGGGCGCUUCUAGGGCUCUGUGCAGAAGAAAUUCACGUGUGCGGAGAAGCUGCUGCUAUUAACUUGGUGACAGAGCUCAUGUACACUACAGGGGAAGAAGUGGAGGUUCGAAACUACAAAAGACUCACUCCUUUCACUGUCCUGGAUCACGCCUUAGAAUCUCUAGAUAACCUCCAGCCCGGCGACUGCAUAGUUUGCUUCAGCAAGAACGAUAUUUAUUCCGUGAGCCGGCAGAUCGAAAUCCGAGGGCUGGAGUCCGCCGUCAUAUACGGCAGCCUCCCUCCUGGGACAAAACUGACCCAGGCCAAAAAAUUCAACGACCCCGACGAUCCCUGCAAGAUCCUGGUGGCCACAGAUGCCAUUGGCAUGGGACUUAAUUUGAGCAUCAAGCGAAUAAUCUUUAACUCCCUCAUCAAGCCCUGUAUCAACGAGAAGGGGGAGAAAGAGAUGGAGCCGAUCACCACCUCCCAGGCCCUGCAGAUUGCCGGCCGGGCCGGGCGAUUCAGCACCAAGUUCAAGGAGGGGGAGGUCACCACCAUGUACCGCGAAGACUUGAAACUGUUGAAGGAGAUUUUGAACAGGCCCGUGGAGCCCAUGGCGGCAGCUGGUCUUCACCCCACGGCUGAACAGAUCGAGAUGUUCGCAUACCAACUUCCCGAUGCCACCCUCUCCAAUCUGAUUGACAUUUUUGUGAGUCUCUCUCAGGUUGAUGGCCACUAUUUCGUCUGCAAUGUGGAUGAUUUUAAGUUCUUAGCGGAUAUGAUCCAGCACAUACCUUUAAAUUUAAGAGUGAGGUAUGUGUUCUGCACAGCACCCAUCAAUAAAAAGCAGCCUUUUGUUUGCACUUCCCUGCUAAAGUUUGCCAGACAAUACAGCAGGAACGAGCCCCUGACGUUCGACUGGCUGUGCCGGCACACCAACUGGCCGUUGGUCCCUCCGAAAAACAUCAAGGACCUCAUCCACCUGGAAGCCGUCCACGACGUGUUCGACCUCUACCUGUGGCUGAGCUACCGGUUCAUGGACAUGUUCCCCGACGCCCUCCUUGUCCGGGACCUUCAGAAAGAACUGGACGGCAUUAUCCAGAGUGGCGUGCACAACAUAACGAAGCUGAUCAGAGUCUCUGAGUCUCACACGGCCUCGGGAGCCCUGGCCCUCCCCGAAGACUUCCCGCUGCCUCGUACCAGCGCCCGGGAUGGGAUGCUGAACCCGGAAGAUUUGCCCGGAGAGAGCCGGGCCCCGGCUCCUGGGCCCCGGCGGACCCAGGCUCCGAGGAGGAUGCGAGGCCCCAAGGCUUUGGGGGCGAAAGCCGUCGAGCCGUCGUCACCCUCUCUGGCUUCCAGAUUAGUUCAGCAGGGACUCCUCACCCGCCACAUGCUGAAACAGCUGGAGAAGGAGUGGCUAACCCAACAAAAUAACCACGGCCCGGAAAGAACAGAGGACGAGAGUGGUUCCAGGGGAACCAGGAAAAAGAAAAAGUAAACCCGCAGCGGAAUAGAUGAGCCUAAAUAAAAGCCGAACCCUUUUCGCACCC